Messenger RNA from Symbiodinium necroappetens, 525 nucleotides. The record is from the annotation of a GenBank genome assembly. Lineage: Eukaryota; Dinophyceae; Suessiales; Symbiodiniaceae.
AUGCGGCUGGCCCCGGCUUUCCUUCCUGCGGCGCCCGCGCUGCACACGCUGCCAACUGUUUCAGCCCGAGUUGAGCGAGCUGAACUCCCAAGACAGACGUCAGCCAAGGACAAUAUCGCAUUUGCUGCUGCAGCUGUUGGUGUCGCGGCCGCGCUGCUGAAGAACUCACCCAAGCGCCGCAGCAUCCAUGCAUCGUCGUUGACAGGGGCAACACUGUGCACGCCAAGCCCGGAAAGCGGAAGAGUGGCCAGGCGCAGCCUCUACAGCUGCUAUACCCUCUACUUUCGCCGCUGGCGUUACUACGAAGACCGGGCCCGGCGCAAUCUGCGAAACCGGGCAUACAACAUUUUCAUGAAGAACCGGUACAAGAAGGCAAUGAAGAAGGUCCUGCGAUACGUGGUUGAGUUGGAAUAUGGAGACAAGCAGCCUGCGAGUCACCAGGAGGUAAUGGACGAAGUGAAGGACAUACUUGAUGAAGCGUGCCUCUUGGCCGAGACUUCAGACUUGCAUCGGUUCCGUUUGUGA